Molecule: messenger RNA, 1824 nt
Organism: Talaromyces stipitatus ATCC 10500
Lineage: Eukaryota; Fungi; Ascomycota; Eurotiomycetes; Eurotiales; Trichocomaceae
Product: MFS monosaccharide transporter, putative
Exons: 7
Coding region: 1-1662 (553 amino acids)
Biological process (GO): carbohydrate transport; transmembrane transport
Cellular component (GO): membrane
Molecular function (GO): carbohydrate:proton symporter activity
Source: RefSeq, a predicted model, not a curated record
AUGAGCGACAGAAUCAGUUCAUGGAACGUCGUCCACCGCUUCGAGAAGCGCCAGCUUCUUAUAGCCAUCAACUGCGCAGCAGCCCUAUCGAUCCUUAUGUUCGGUUAUGAUCAGGGUCUGAUGGGCGGUGUCAACAAUUCUAAAGACUAUAUUGAUCUAAUGAAAUUCGGAUAUACCAAAGACGUUAAUGGUGAACUGACUCCGGUCGUUACGAAUAGUUUGUUACAAGGUGGUAUUGUCUCGGUUUAUUACUUGGGAACACUGUUUGGGGGACUUUUGGGAGGAUGGGUGGGUGAUCGUAUUGGACGUAUUAGGUCGAUUGCGCUGGGCACUCUAUGGGGGAUUGUUGGAGCUUGUUUGCAGACGUCUGCCCAGAAUCAUGAUUGGAUGAUUUGUGCCCGAGCGGUUAAUGGAAUUGGCACUGGUAUUUUGAAUACGAUCAUUCCGGUCUGGGCAACAGAAACAAGUGAACAUACCUCUCGUGGCCAAUUCAUAGCCAUCGAGUUCACCUUGAACAUCUUCGGCGUGGUCAUCGCUUACUGGAUGGAAUUUGGUCUAUCAUUCAUCGACGGCGGGAGAUCAGCAUUCAGAUGGCGUUUCCCAGUCGCCUUCCAGAUCAUUUUCCUGCUCGCCCUAUUCGCCGGAAUCUGGUUCUUUCCCGAAUCGCCACGUUGGCUAGUCAAAGUCGGCAGAGAAGACGAAGCUCGAUAUAUCCUCAGUCGUUUACGUGGUGAUAGUACGUCAGAAGAACGCGCCAGAGCAGACCUGGAGUUCCGCGAAAUCUUGAAUAUUGCCGAGUUGGAGAAGUCCAUGACGCAUGAUCAUUCGUACUUGGCAAUGUUGUUUGGAUAUAAGUCUGGAAAGUUGCAUCUUGGAAGGAGGGUGCAGUUGGUUGUCUGGUUGCAGAUUAUGCAAGAAUGGACUGGUAUUGCCGGAGUCACGGUUUAUGCGCCGACUAUCUUUUCAAUCGCUGGGUACAGUGCCCAGAAAAGUCAAUGGAUCAGUGGCCUGAACAAUAUUUUUUAUAUGUUCAGCACCCUUAUUUGCGUAUUUACCUUGGAUCGAAUCGGCCGAAGAUGGACACUUUAUUGGGGUGCUGUUGCCCAAGCUAUAGCUAUGUUCCUCGCCGGUGGGCUUUCUAGACUUGCCAUCAAUGCUUCAGCUGUAGGGGAUGCGUCCAAAGCGUCCUCUUACGGAGCGGGUGCGGCAUCCAUGAUCUUCAUCUACACUGCCGCCUUUGGAGCUACUUGGUUGACAGUACCUUGGCUCUAUCCAGCUGAGAUUUUCCCUCUAGCAGUGCGUGCUCGUGGUAACGCAUGGGGUGUAGUUGGAUGGAGUAUUGGAAAUGGCUGGUUGAUGCUUGUGUGCCCCGUCAUGUUCAACUCAAUCGGUGAAAAGACGCUCUACAUCUUUGCGGUCUGCAACAUCAUCACUAUUCCCAUGGUCUGGGCUCUGUAUCCCGAAAGUAAUCAACGCACGCUUGAAGACAUGGACCUUCUUUUUGCGGCUGAUACGCCAUGGAACUGGGAUGCUGAGAGGACUUUUGCUCGCCUCAAGGAGGAAAACACGGAUCUGAUCUUGGCACCAAACCGCAAGGCGAGUCUGAUCGAUGCGGAGGCGGCAAAGACGGCACAUGAAGAGGUCUCUGCCACUGAGUCAUAGUGCCGCUUUGUUGACGAUAUAAGAAGUUAGGUGGUCAUGGGACUCGAGUAGACGUCAGUAGAGGAUGCUGGAAUAGUUGUCGAUUAACUGAAUUUAUGAUUAGAUGAGAGAUCGCCACGAUUAAAUACGAGAAUGGCUUCGUUUUGCGAUGCGAGAUAGAUU